Chlamydomonas reinhardtii is the source of this 1813-nucleotide messenger RNA. RefSeq lists its product as uncharacterized. The record is from RefSeq and is a predicted model, not a curated record. NCBI's taxonomy places the organism in Eukaryota, Viridiplantae, Chlorophyta, Chlorophyceae, Chlamydomonadales, Chlamydomonadaceae. The transcript has 2 exons. The coding region runs from base 227 to 580 and encodes 117 amino acids.
CGACCAGCGGUCUCACCGUUUGGCAGUAUUUUUGAAGCUGCAACUAUAGCAUAUCCACUGCAACUAGCUUUGGGACUGCUUCGCGAAGCCCUGGGAUAUGUUGAAACCUGUGUUGAAACGACAAACAGAAGCUUCCCGAUUAACUUUGAUUUUGGGUUUAACCAAGCCAAAAUUCCUUUGGUAGCUCCGCUUUUAGCUUAGGUGCCUGGCGACAGUUUCUUGCAGGAUGGGCGCAGCAAUAAUAUACAGGAUUGUGGAUUGGAAGCCGUCAGAGGCCCGGCAAAACGCCGAGGUGUUCGUGGGGCGAGCCUGCAUGGUGGUGCUGGGCGGGGCGCUGGCGAUGGUGCUGAGUCAGGUGCUGUUCAUGAUGGGCCUACUGGAUGGGCACAUCGCCCAGCUCGCCGGCAACGCCUCCACCUGCGGCAUGCUGGCGGGCUUCGCGGGCAUCGCCGUGGGGGCUUGCCUGGCGCCACCCAUGUCAUCAUCGCAACACGGCCACGGCCACGGCCACGGCCGCAGCAAAGAGGCUGCCUCGGGGCAGCGGCAGGAUGACGAGGAGCAGGGGCAGAAGCCGGCGUAGAGCGCCUGUGUUGCUGGUAUAGGAUCGUGUGUGUGGCAUUGCAUAUGCUUACAUGUUGUGACGGAUGUGGAGUGGGUGCUGACUGCGUGUUGCCGGUACCUCGGGUGUUGUUUGCGUUUUUAGGGUGCAUGCACCAGAGCACUCCGACUCUGACUGGCUGAUCCCUGACUCUGACUCUGACCCCGUGCAGAUUUCUUGGAGUCCGGCUUUAGAGUAGGUGCAGGGUUCAGCCAGUCAGGGUUGGGCCUGUGCAUGGUUGGCCCGUGCAGGUUUCGUGGGGUCGGGGCUCCGGGUUUGGCCCGGUGCAGGUUUCGUGGAGUCGGGCUAUUGUAGGUGCAGGUUCAGCCAGUCAGGGUUGUAGUUAGAGUCAGAGUCAGUAAUGAACGCCGAAAGGUGCGUGUGUGGUGUCAUGAAAAUGCCGUAAGCCUGCUUCACGUAUUAGUCAUUUUGCGUAGCUGUGGCCUUUGAUGGCAUGCCGUGGCAUGGCAUGCGGCUACGGCAUGAAAUGCGAUGAUCUUCCUGUAUGAAUGCGUGGGUCGACCGUCCGUUCAUGUAAGCUUGCUCUUGCCAUGCUGCGUUGUAGUAGGUUUGUAGGGGAUGGCAAGUUGUUCGGGUCAGCACGGUUUCGCAAACGACAGCGCGUUGUGUAGGGAAUGAUGGUAUGUGUUGUGGCAAGGCACUUUGUGUAGGGAAUGAUGGUAUGUGUUGUGGCAAGGCACGAGCCGAUGCAGGCAGUCGGCCACGAGCACCCGCCUCAUGCACUGGACUCGCGGUGUGCCUCAAACACACACGGCCUCACGCGCGCCCCGGCUGACUGCGUGCCGUGGCAGUCAUGCACUGCUGCCCCCACGGAAGCAGGAGGUGGGCACACAGAAGGCAGAUCGUGCCGGCCCGGUCAUUUUGAGGCUUGGGCGCUGUCGGGGGCAGGUAGAAGUCAAGGAAGGUGUGUGUGUACCUGCAAGCAGGAACUGCGGCAGGCUGCGGUGUUCGUGCGGUAUUGGGAUGGCAAGCCCGAACCGACGCAAAGGCCACGCUGAGAUACAGCCGGGAGGACUACGGCGUCAGCAGUGCUGACAGCAGGAAGCUCGCAGAGUGGUGAGCGCAACCCCGCGCGCCGCGGCUUGACCGGGCAUGGCGGCCUAGGCCAUGCACGGGCCCCAUGCACCAAACACACACGCACGCCACGCCCCCCCUCGUGGGGGGCCUCAUCACUACGUGAACUCCGACCUCCGG